CUUGACAUUCUGUUGCCUGUAAAUAACACAUGUUGUAAUCGGAGAGGAGAUAAAAAAUAAAAGGUGGUGAAAUGCACAUUUUCCGCAGUGUUUAGUGCACUUAGAGCGACUUUGGCCUAGCCGCGCAGGCAGAGCCUCGGUGUUUCCUAACGCACUUACACCGCUCAACUGAUUGGAAACCCGGAGUGACGUCUUCACGUCAGAAAUGUUGGCGCUUGCUGGUCAAGGACAGCUCCACCUUUUAAUAACCACACCAUCGUCCUGAGACAAGAACCCGUGUUGACUCAGAAGAAAUGGCAUAUGAGGAGCUGAAAGAUAUGGGGGUGGACGGAGGCCUCGUGGCUGGUCGCAGUCAGAGAGAGAAGAGGAGGUCGUACAAAGAUCUUCUGCGAGAGGAGGAGGAGAUUGCUGCCGAGGUACGAAAGUCCUCUAAGAAACGGCCCAAGGAUGCAGAGUUCUUCAUGGUGGGGGGUGAGUUGCACAAAAAGAAGAAGAAGCAUGGUGAUGACUACUACUACAUGGACCACGAUGGGUCCGGUCUGCCUCCCCACAAGAAAAAGCACAAGUCUGUCGACCGCUCACCCCCCCUUUCCUCCCCCUCAUCGUCACACCCAACAGACACGGCCAUGGGCCUCCUGCAGGCCAUCACCUCUCCCCUGGCCACGGGGUCGGACCCCAACCCCCACCUGCACAAAAAACCCUCCUAUCCAUCCUUCUCCUCGCACUCCUCCAAAGACCGUAAACGAGAGGGCGGCGGCAGCGGUGGAGGCGGAAGCAAAGGGAGCCAUUCCUUCUCGCACUCCCGCCCUCUGUCUUCAUCAUCUUCGUCAUCAUCUUCCUUCAAAAAGCACUCCUCCUCCUCCUCCUCCUCGUCAAAGUCGUCCCUGUUUCACGGCGGGGCUCCCAAAGAGGAGCCCCUGACUCUACGCGAGGCUGACGGGCUGAAGAUGAAGGUCAUCAUGUCGCCGGAGAAGGAGGAGCCGGCGAGCUUCCCGAUAACGCCGCACUCAUCUAAAAGUGGAGUGAAGAAGGAGAAGGACAGAGAGAAGAUGCAGCCGGCAAAGCCGCCGAAGAAGAAGCUGCAGCACAGCAGAGACCCGCUGCCUGUAGUGGGGAAGGAGGUGGAGGUGGAAGGUCACUAUGGAGGCGGCAUCGGGGACGAGAGCUCCUCGUCUGGGGCGGAGCUGGAGGCGGGGGAGCUGGUUAUAGACGACUCGUACACGCACCUGUCGAAGAAGAAGAAGAAGAGUAAGAAAAGCAAGAAGAAAAAGGACAAAGAGAAAGACCGAGAUAAGGAUAAAAGUGGGAAGGACAAGAAACACAGCAAAGGAUGUGGAGACUCGUCCAGAAGCCACGGCCACUCCCAUCCCACCGUCACCCACAGUGCCGUAGGUCCGAUGUACGCCAUGAGCAAACCCAUUCCUCCUCACCAAGGCAACGAUGGAGCAACAGAGAAGAAGAAGAAGAAAGACGACAAAGACAGAGAAAAGCACGAGAAAGACAAAGAGAAGUCCAAGAAGAAGACCACAACAGCGUAUCAGGUGUUCUGUAAAGAGUACCGGGUCAACAUAAACGCCGAGCAACCAGGGCUAGAUUUUGGGGAGCUGAGCAAGAGGCUGGCAGAAGUGUGGAAGGCCAUGCCAGAGAAGGACAAGCUGGUCUGGAGGCAGAAAGCUCAGCAUCUGCAGCACAAACAGAACAAAGCUGAGGCCACUACCGUCAAGCACAAAACCUCCAACGACGCCAAAAGCAAAGUUGUAGGAAUGGCGGCAGGAGUGGUGUCACCAACCAGAACCCCGGGUGCCAUGUCCCUGUCUCCAGCUCGAGUCCCAGAUGUUGAUCCCAUCGAUGCGGCGGCUCACCUGCAGCUGCUGGGAGAGUCCUUGUCUCUGAUUGGCCACCGGCUGCAGGAAACAGAAGGGAUGGUGGCGGUGUCCGGGAGUUUGUCUGUCCUCCUGGACUCCAUCUUGUGUGCACUUGGCCCGUUGACCUGCCUCACGGCGCAGAUACCGCAGUUGAACGGGUGUCCGCGACACGUCCUGUCAAACACGCUGGACAACAUCGCCUACAUCAUGCCCGGACUGUGAGUCGACCCGAACGCAGAAGACGGUCCAUCUGACCAAAGGUCUCCGUUCCUGGAGAGAGACCCCUAACUGAAGCUGCUGCGUAGUGUCAGAAUAUUUCUACUUUCUACGUGUUUUUAACGUGUAUUUUUAGAAACGUGUCUUAUUGAGCUGAUUGCUGAAUUUUUUUAAAUCCAACAUUUCAUCGGACAUCUUCUGACGCCUCGGUUUGGUCUGGACUGUUUCUGUACAGCAGCUUGUUUUAUGAAUGAAUGAGUGUGUUAUUUGGCCACUAAGUGGGAUUGAAAGGUGAUUUUUUACCAUUUUAAUGUGUUUCUCUGUAAAUAGUUACUACCUUGUUGUAGACGCCCUACAGGACUGACGCGCUAACGGCUAGUCUCAUGGGAGACCGUGACCAUGAGAACAGAGGGCAUGGUAGCACCUACUGAACCAUAUGUGGAGAACUGGAAUGAAAUCCAGGAAGCAGCGGGAACGCUGGGUCUACAUGUCCUGACAUUAAAACAUUCAGUUUCUGGUGGGAAUGGCUGAUGGAGCGGCGGCAGCUGCUCCUGAUGGUCCUCAGGAUUCAGGAGGCUAUGUAGGGUAGGACGGUGACUCUGGCUUUUACACGGAAACGCUUCAAAAUGUGGAAAAAGACGUCUUAACUGUUAAUGUAAAGUAUUAUUCCUCAUGCGUGUUUUAUAGGGUUUUUACAUUGUGUAAAGUAUUUAGAUUUACAAGAAAUUUGAAAGGAAAAGAACGCGUGUAACAUAAAAGCCCGCCUCCAUCUAA
This is a messenger RNA of Nothobranchius furzeri (turquoise killifish), 2855 nucleotides long. RefSeq names its product HMG box domain containing 4a (gene hmgxb4a). Lineage: Eukaryota; Metazoa; Chordata; Actinopteri; Cyprinodontiformes; Nothobranchiidae. The record is from RefSeq and is a predicted model, not a curated record.